Triplophysa dalaica is the source of this 5284-nucleotide messenger RNA. RefSeq names its product E3 ubiquitin/ISG15 ligase TRIM25. The record is from RefSeq and is a predicted model, not a curated record. Lineage: Eukaryota; Metazoa; Chordata; Actinopteri; Cypriniformes; Nemacheilidae. Bases 484 to 2643 code for a protein of 719 amino acids. Gene Ontology annotation, molecular function: zinc ion binding; protein binding. The transcript has 7 exons.
AUUCAGCCAGAGACAGAUCGAUCAUGCACUGUGUAGUUUAAAAGGGAUAGUUCACCCAAAAAUGUAAAUUGACCCUCAGGUUGUUCCAAACCUGCAUGAAUUUCUUUACAUUUUGAAAGAAUGUCUGUAACCAAGCAGUCAGAUCUCAUCCCCCAUUUGUUUCCAUAGUAGGAAAAAUAAAUACUAUGGGAGUCAUGGGGAUAGAUAUUUUUGGUUACUGACAUACUUCCAAAUAUCUUCCUUUGUGUUUGUCAGAACAAAUAAAUCUAUGUUUGGAACAACCUGAUGUUGAGUAAACGAUGACAGAUUUUUGUGAACUACCCUUACAGAAGAGAACCUAUCGUUUACUGUCUCUUUAAAUGAGGCGUAAAUAUUCGCGUUUGGUUCAAAAAUCAAACUGUCUAGCUCCGCCCACUCUGCGAAGGUUUCGUUUCUUCUAUCGUUCGUCCGGUUGCCGUAUACACAAGAACACCAAAUUUAAAGAUGGGAGCGUCUAAUGAGAAGCCAGUCAAAUGUCCUCUGUGUCAUGAGGAAUGUCGGAACCAGCUGACGCUGACGUGCAAACAUAGUUUUUGUCAGAGAUGUAUCGGAGAGAUAUGGAGCGUAUGUCCUACUGGACCUUACUAUUGCCCCGAGUGUAAGUACGAAUACAAGCACCUACCCGACUAUACGGACGGAGCCUCGACGUCUACUGCCACCCCCAACGCAAAUUGGACACUUGGAAGAAAUAUCUCUGCACGAUACUCCCCUAAAACGGUGUCUAAGACAUUGCUUGGGAAGAGAAAAUCCAGUUCAGCGUUUCCUGAAAAGUACGAUGGCAGAUACAGACUGAUACCAUCUAAUAAAACCAAGGCCACUGGCUCAGAUGUGAUUAACGUCAUAGAGUCUGAUGAUGAUGCUACACCAAGCAAAAGAAGAGCUACGGCAGAUGAACAUCCACGUGGAAAUCAGUCUUCAUCACCUGUUAAUAGGAAGAAAUCCAUGAGUGAUACAUCAACUCAGUGCACACCUGCAGAAACAAUUAAGAUCACACCGCCUCAUGUUAAAUCAAUUCCAGAGGGGAACUCGUCUUCAGUAAGGAUGGACCAGCCUGUCGUGGCUUCCUGUAGUGAUGAAGGGACACCCAGGAAAAGCACCACACCUCGAGAGCCACCAACCCCAAAAGACACCUCGGGAGAGCAGACAAGAGUCAGCACCUCCAACAGUGAUGAGAAUCUGUCUGCCAAUGUUUCCGAUAGAUCAAUAGAGAGGACCCCCAGGAUCAACUCUGUCCCCUGCCAUUACUGUCCCAGUUCAGAUCAGAAAGUGGCAGUAAAGACCUGCCUGGUGUGCGGGGCCUCCAUGUGCUCCGAGCACCUGAAGGCACACCUGGAAAAGCCGGUGUUUAAGAAUCACCCGCUCGUGAACGCUGUGGAAGACGUAUCGCUCUGGAGAUGCCAAGAUCAUGAGGAGAUGAACCGCAUCUACUGUCGAAUGUGCAGAGUCUGUGUGUGUACCGUGUGUUCAUUGGUUGGAGCACACAAGGGGCAUGAGUGCAUCAGCAUCCGAGAGGCGGAGCAAGAGCUCAGGGGAUCACUAAACGAGGAGAUGACAAAAAUGCAGAAAACAGAAAAGUCCAUUCAGGAAAAGGUCUCUGAGAUCAAUGAGAGGAAACACUCUGUCAAGACGGGUCUUGAGGAAGUGCGGACAGCUGUGUUGCAGCAGUAUCAGGCCAUGCGGGAGGCUCUGCAGCAGGAAGAGGAGCAGGCGUUACGCUGUAUGGACCAGGAGGAGAACAGAGUGCUGGGCAGCAUUAAAGAUCAGCUGGAAACGUUGCAAAAUGCCCUGAUGUCUAGCGGAGACAUAAUAAACACACUACAGGCAUUGAGUGAUGCACAAGGGAUGUCACAGUACCAGGACCAAGCUUUUAUAAUGGAAUACACCAAAAUAGGAGCACAACUGGGUGGAUUGUCUGACCCUGUGCAGAACCUUAAUCCUCUUCAGGAGGUAAAUCAAGGUCGACUGGACUGUCUUCAGGACUGGACUGAGCGGAGACUGGACACUGUGCUCAUUACACUGCCACACAGAGAUCCUUACAGACUGUUGCAUGGCAUAAGCCCGUCUCUGGAUCCUGAUACUGCCCAUCCAAAGCUGCUGCUGUCUGAUGAUAACAGGACGGUGCAGUAUACAGAGACCCAACAGGACUACACUGACCAGGAGACUCGCUUCAAUAUAUUCCCUCAGAUUCUAAGCUCUCAUGCUCUAAAUGAGGGCUGCUACUACUGGGAGAUGGAGGUUCCAAUGGAUGAGGGCCGGUGGAAGGUGGGAGUCUGUGAUGGACAUAUAGGCAGAAAAGGGCAAAAGGAUGCCUGUCGCAUUGGGUUCUACCCCAAUUCUUGGUGUUUGAUGUAUGAGAAAGGAAAAGUAGAGGUGCUGCAUGAUAAAGUGGCUUCGCCUGUGUGUGCCACUGGACUCUGGAAGGUUGGCAUGCUGCUGGAUUUUAAUGAAGGUCGGUUGUCUUUUUAUAGCGUGGCUGAGGAAGGAGCUUUGUCUUUACUGUACAGUUUCGAACAUUCGUUUACGGAGCCGAUGUAUCUGGCGCUGGCAGUUUCUAAAACACAGCUCCGCAUCUGUGAUGUAUUUACCAAGCCCACUAUAGACUAGAAAAUUAUAUUUACAAUAUUAAGCAACACAACCUACUGUUACAUUCCAUUAGAUGUAAUUUGAAUAGUCCUGAAUACUAAACAGGUCUUGGAGAAAACAAGUGUUUAUUUUUUUACCUUGGUCAAUAUUUUCAGAAUCGCAUUUAAAUACUUGCAUAUCUGAAUGGUUUUAAAUGCUAAUCUUUUUCAUCUGGAAUUUGAAAUAGUCAAAAAAAUCUUGCCCAGGAUUUGAACUGUAUUUUUAAGUAAAACAUUUGUAAUUACUUUUAUAGAUUAUUUUUAUAAACUGUCUUAAUUUUUCUUGUUUUCUCAGUUUAGUAAAGUAUAAAGUAUUGCACAGUUUACAAUUUAAAUAAAACAGAAGCCAGGACAAAUAAUAAUUCAGUAAUUUAAUAAUUUACAACAGGCUAUAUAUAUAAAGCAGAGCAGCAGAGUUUUUUAUUAAAUCUUAAACAUUAAGUUAAGUCAGAAAUAUGAUUCAUUCCAUCACCCAGAAUUCAUUUUUGUGCCAGUAUCUCCACACUCAAUAUACUUCCGUAUUUUUUUGUAUUAUCUUUCAAAUUCUACAAAUGUUUCCAGCCGUUACUCUGUCCUAUGUGUAUUUCAUUUCAACCCUAGAUGGCAGUAUUGCUUAAUAUGAAAUAGACUUGUACUGGUACUUGUUUUUGAUGGUUAUUAUUUGUUAUGCAAAAACAAAGCGAAAUAUAAAAACCAUGCAGCACUUAUGUAAUUAAAUUCAAAUUCUUCUGGUUUACAGGUGAUGCACAAAUGUGCAUCUUCACAAUAAUGUUGUAUCGCAGCAAACCAUCCAACUCAUGUUUUACCUUUGAGAUAUUUCUUGGUAAAACCCCUUGGUUUUCUCUUUUUUUGUAUGUUUGUACAUAAUAAUGAGGCCUUUUAUUUUCAUUUAUUCCACAAGAGACAGAGACAAUAUAGUGGGCGAAUCAGGUGUAAGACAAUAAUGAGUCAUAUGUUCCAAGAAUUGUUAUCUGUACCGUAAUACAAUCAAAUCCAUUUCAGAACCAUUCAGGUUUACAAGUUAAUGAAAAAGAAGUCUUGUGCAAAGAAAAGGAAAUGCACUUAUAAACAGAUUCAGACUAUUAUUAUUCAUGAAUAUGUCAAGUCUUGUAAAUAUAAAUAACUUAAUCCUCAAAAUAUGCCCCAGACAUGUUCACAACAGGCAUUUCAUUUCCCUGUUUCACUUUCCUUUUAUAGUUGCUUUCCAUAAACAGAUAUCCAUGUUCUCCACCUCCACAUUUUUGGUAUAACGUCUCUCUAUACAGGCAAACUAGGUGCACUGCCAUGGCAACAAACCUAAGCCCUGAGCCAGGCUCUGUCUUGAGUGGAGCAGACGCUUCAUCAGGGGUCACUUUGCUUACAGCUGCUUGUGCACUACUGCCUGAGAAACAGGUGCAAAGCUGUUCUGUCACUUUACCGUAACCGUCAGAAUAAUCUGAUCUGACUGCACACUUAUGGUUUCCCAGUUUGAAUUUGUAUAGUUUAAAACAGCUGAGACUUGUUAAUCUCCCUAUGUCUUUUUAUGAGAGUUUACUGCCUUUUCAAAAAGAAGCACAUGUAUCCGAGAAUCACAAUCUGUGGUGCUGGAAGCUUCUGUCAAGGUUUGGGACAUUUUUUUGUCUCCUUCCUUCCAGAAUCAUUCUCUGUCAUCCGUGGAAUACAUUGGCUCAUCAUUUUCUUUCACUCCUGUGAGAAUGUUAAUAUCAGCCUUUAGAAACAGAUGGCCUUGGGCAGAGGACAUGGCCAGCUGGAUAAUAUAUAUAUUCCUAGACCUGUCUCAAAGGAAGAGACUUUUGACACGCCCCCUGAUGUGACUGACACUGUAUAUUUUUAAGCUACAUUUAUGCACCAAUGGCAUUUGGGAGGUCUUGGAAUGAAAAAUGUAUGACAUAACCAGGUCCCUUUGGAGGUAAAUUCAUUUAAGCAGAAAUAUUCACUUGGGGGAUUUCACACAUAGUUGACAUAUAAAGUGGGCUAACUACAUUGUUGGUUCCUAUUCUGUCGAGAUGAUGUUUAUUAAGUGGGUUUGACAUAAUGUCAGUCGGUCCCAAUAGAAUUUAAAUGCUCAAAUCAAAUUUCCAUACAUACCAUCUACAGGACAAACUUCUUAGCAUGUUUGUUCCUCACAGAAUUGUAGGUUGUGUGUUUGCAUCAGUCUGUCAGUCUAAUGAUGUUUACUAUAACAUUUGCAUUAUCGAUCUGUCUUGAUUCUAAACCAGCAUUUAUAGAUCCUUUAUAAACAAAUCACAGGUUUUAUCUGCUGGCCACCACAUAAAUCUUAAAGAGACUUGAAAAUCAUUGGCCAUGGGCGUCUUGUUCGAUUAAACUCAUUGUGUCUUUGGAGACGUGGUGGCUUAGGGACAAACUGUGGAAAAUAUUUAACAGUCAAUCAUGUGGUCAUCAUCUGCUCAGUGCCCUGGAGAGAACUCAUUAGUGACAUUUAACUUUCACUCAGGCAAAAGGGAAUAUGACUGUUUCAGUGUUGUGUUUGCUUUACUGUUUUUGCUACAGGCUACUGUAGUCCCUCUGGGAUUUUUGUUUAUUUUUUACUGGAUGACAUCUUUACUUUUGUGAAGACACUCAAUCUGCAAACAAUCUGCACAAAUAAAGAAUUGAUAACUAAA